UUCAAAAUUCAGCAGGUCUAUGUAAUGUGCUAAGCAUCUAAUGUUUUUGGAAAAUUUUGGAUUUCGUACAAAAAUUAACAACAAAAUUAAUCAAACCGAACCUUCAAAAACUACAGUCAUCUUUAAAAUUUGAGUAUUCAAAACAGACCUACGGCAAUGAGUCUUCACGCCACCUAUGACGAUAACAUAAUUAAUGAAUCUGCAGAGAAUCAAAAUCUACCAUUUUUUGUAUAUAAAAAUUUUGGAGGCAAACAGUCCUUUGAUUGUCCACCAACUAAUGGCCACGUUAUAAAAACAACACAAAAGUUUCUCAAUUUGGAGAAAAUGGCAUCAAACCCAGUUAAACCUGAUCUAUUAGCACUAAAAUCUGGCAUGAUAACACAUAGGCGUGACCAUUUCAUGACAAUUAACAACAUUGGACUUACUUUGCCUCGAGAAUUUGAUUUCAAGGAGACGCGAAAUAGAAUAAAUCAUUUGUUGCACAGUCACACUGAUGAAAGCCUUCCAAGAGGUGGUAUGGUGCAACAGUUGAUUCAAAAUCUGGAGUCUAAUAUUAGGACUCCAGUCUUAGAAGAGAAUCAACAUGACAUGGACAUGAAACGAUUACAUGCAUGCGAUAAUGGAUCAACCAAAACUGCGGAUGAUCUUGAAAUAGGACAGUAUAACAUACAUGUUAAUGCGCAGGUAACAAAACUAAGUGAGGAUCCAGUUUGUGCCAAGAAAAAGACGAAUUCAAAUUAACAAAUAAGUUUACCAUCAACAUUGGAAUUACCGAGACUUAUAAAACUGAGAUGUAACGUCUCUGGUAUCAACUAUUACAUCUAAAGUAAGUCAUCUAUAAAUAAGGAAAAGUCGUGACAUAGAUAUAGGAACACUCGUUGUUGUUUACUAAUAACAAUGAACUUAUCGAAACUCGUCACGUCCUAGUCUCUUUUUGUAAAAACUCGCGAAUAUUCUGAACCUAAAUAAAUCACACGCCAGCUAAAAUAUUUGUUUUAAUAAUAAUAUUUGGUCUACUUCUCAUAUAAAGCAUAUUUUAUUUGGAAAAGAUUAGAGCAUAGCCAUCCAUUUAGACGGGAAUGCUUUGAAUAUAUUUCAAUAU
This is a messenger RNA of Teleopsis dalmanni, 1102 nucleotides long. RefSeq lists its product as uncharacterized. NCBI's taxonomy places the organism in Eukaryota, Metazoa, Arthropoda, Insecta, Diptera, Diopsidae. The record is from RefSeq and is a predicted model, not a curated record. The transcript is spliced from 2 exons. Bases 157 to 741 code for a protein of 194 amino acids.